ACAGGAAGAUGGCGUCUGGCGGCGGCGGCUGUAGUGCUUCGGAGAGACUCCCUCCGCCUUUUCCCUGUCUGGAGCCCGAGUCCGAGGGGGCGGCUGGAGGGUCUGAGCCCGAGGCCGGGGACAGCGACACUGAGGGAGAGGACAUUUUCACCGGCGCCGCGGCAGCCAUUAAGCCCCACUCUCCAAAGAGAAUUUCAUCUCUUCCUCCCAUCAACAGUGGCUCCAAAGAAAAUGGGGUUAAUGAAGAACAAGAUCAAGAGCCACAGGAUCUCUUUGCAGAUGCCACAGUGGAGCUAUCCCUGGACAGCACUCAGAAUAAUCAGAAGAAGAUACCAGGAAAAACACUCAUUUCCCUCCCGCCACAGGAAAACACACAUUCUUCUAAGCCCCAGCCAAGCUAUGAAGAGCUAGAGGAAGAAGAACAGGAGGACCAGUUUGACUUGACAGUUGGUAUAACUGAUCCUGAGAAGAUAGGGGAUGGUAUGAAUGCCUAUGUAGCCUACAAAGUUACAACCCAGACGAGCUUACCAAUGUUCAGAAGUAAACAAUUUGCAGUGAAAAGAAGAUUUAGUGACUUCCUGGGUCUUUAUGAGAAACUUUCAGAGAAGCACUCUCAGAAUGGCUUCAUUGUCCCUCCCCCACCUGAGAAGAGCCUCAUAGGAAUGACAAAAGUGAAAGUUGGGAAGGAAGAUUCUUCUUCAGCAGAAUUUCUUGAGAAACGAAGGGCUGCUCUAGAAAGGUACCUUCAGAGAAUUGUGACUCAUCCUACCAUGUUACAGGACCCUGAUGUCAGGGAGUUCUUGGAAAAAGAAGAGCUGCCACGUGCUGUGGGGACGCAAACAUUGAGUGGCGCUGGUCUCCUCAAGAUGUUCAACAAAGCUACAGAUGCAGUUAGCAAAAUGACCAUCAAGAUGAAUGAAUCAGACAUUUGGUUCGAGGAGAAGCUCCAGGAGGUGGAGUGUGAGGAGCAGCGCCUACGGAAACUGCAUGCCGUGGUAGAAACUCUGGUCAACCAUAGGAAAGAGCUAGCACUGAACACAGCCCAGUUUGCAAAGAGUCUAGCCAUGCUCGGGAGCUCCGAAGACAACACAGCAUUGUCACGGGCACUCUCUCAGCUAGCUGAGGUGGAAGAAAAAAUUGAGCAGCUCCACCAGGAACAGGCCAACAAUGACUUCUUCCUCCUUGCUGAGCUCCUGAGUGACUACAUUCGGCUCCUGGCCAUAGUCCGUGCUGCCUUCGACCAGCGCAUGAAGACGUGGCAGCGCUGGCAGGAUGCUCAAGCCACACUGCAGAAGAAGCGAGAGGCUGAGGCCCGGCUGCUGUGGGCCAACAAACCUGAGAAGCUGCAGCUGGCCAAGGAUGAGAUCGCAGAGUGGGAGGCUCGAGUGACUGAGUAUGAAAGGGACUUUGAAAGAAUUUCAACAGUAGUUCGAAAAGAAGUGAUACGAUUUGAGAAAGAGAAAUCCAAGGACUUCAAAAACCACGUGAUCAAGUACCUGGAGACACUCCUGUAUUCACAGCAGCAGCUGGCAAAGUACUGGGAAGCCUUCCUUCCUGAGGCAAAGGCCAUCUCAUAAUGGAUCAAGGACACCAGAGCCCACCUGCCUGACGCUGCCUUUUUAUACUGUCCUCUUCUACUUCUGAUGGACCCAGUGAUGCAUCCUGCCUAGUUCAGACUUAACACCCUCCUGCCUCUCCCUCCAACCAAGCUAUCCCCAAACAUUCUAACUGUAUUUAGCUUCUAUAUAUAUUUUCUUACCUAAGAGAAUAGUUUCCUGCUUUAAGCAAAGACCUACAAUAGGUGGCGGAAUUACGGGGUAGGAGUCAGAUAUUGAUAUAAAUAUAUAAAUACAAAUGUAUAUUUUUCAGGAUGUGGUUUAGGAACUGGGAAUAACGUUUUCUGUUACUCCUGAUGGUGCCAUGAAAAGACUAUGUAAUAAAAUAUUUUCAAAUCAGG
This is a messenger RNA of Elephantulus edwardii (Cape elephant shrew), 1957 nucleotides long. It is a transcript of the gene SNX1, whose product is annotated as sorting nexin 1. Gene Ontology annotation, molecular function: phosphatidylinositol binding. The coding region runs from base 9 to 1577 and encodes 522 amino acids. NCBI's taxonomy places the organism in Eukaryota, Metazoa, Chordata, Mammalia, Macroscelidea, Macroscelididae. The transcript is spliced from 15 exons. Gene Ontology annotation, cellular component: endosome membrane; endosome. Gene Ontology annotation, biological process: intracellular protein transport; early endosome to Golgi transport. The record is from RefSeq and is a predicted model, not a curated record.